Messenger RNA from Papaver somniferum (opium poppy), 2093 nucleotides. Its product is annotated as fe-S cluster assembly factor HCF101, chloroplastic-like. The transcript is spliced from 15 exons. The coding region runs from base 97 to 1695 and encodes 532 amino acids. The record is from RefSeq and is a predicted model, not a curated record. Gene Ontology annotation, biological process: iron-sulfur cluster assembly. Gene Ontology annotation, molecular function: 4 iron, 4 sulfur cluster binding; ATP-dependent FeS chaperone activity; ATP binding. Gene Ontology annotation, cellular component: chloroplast stroma. NCBI's taxonomy places the organism in Eukaryota, Viridiplantae, Streptophyta, Magnoliopsida, Ranunculales, Papaveraceae.
UUUCAAAUUCCGUUGGUGAUACUUAUUUCUGAGGUUCACAAACUCUUCCACUGAACUUCCUUCGCUCUUGGAGAGACUCUUCAAAUCUUUCUAAAAAUGAAAAUUCUUCAAGCUCAGUCUUCUCCAAAGCUGCCAUUUCUCAUCUCAAAAGCACCAAAAAGUGGAGGAUUGCCGUUACCAAGGAAAUCAUCUCUUUUGUUAAACUCUAAUCCUUGUGUUGCAUCUCAAAGACAUGAAAGAUUUAAUUGGCUACUUCUUAAUAGCUCAAUCUCAAGCUCCAUUUCAACAAGAGCAGCUUCUGUUGAAGCAAACACAUCAAAGAUAACAGCAGGCACCGGAGAAAAAGAUGUAUUGAAAGCCCUGUCCCAGAUUAUUGAUCCAGAUUUUGGAACUGAUAUCGUCUCAUGUGGGUUUGUGAAAGACCUUGAUAUUAAUGAAGAAUCUGGAGAGGUGUCAUUUUGGCUGGAACUCACUACGCCUGCAUGUCCAGUCAAGGAUAUGUUUGAGAAGCAGGCAAAUGAGGUCGUUGCAGCUGUUCCGUGGGUCAAGAAAGUUAGUGUAACGAUGUCAGCACAACCUGCCAAACCUAUCUAUGCAGGGGAACUUCCUAUGGGAUUACAAGCUAUUUCAAAUAUUAUAGCUGUUUCAAGUUGCAAGGGAGGCGUCGGGAAAUCAACUGUUGCUGUGAAUCUUGCAUAUACAUUAGCAGAUAUGGGUGCUAGGGUUGGUAUCUUUGAUGCAGAUGUCUAUGGUCCAAGCUUACCGACAAUGGUUUCUCCUGAAAACCGGCUAUUAGAAAUGAAUCCAGAGAAGAAAACCAUUAUUCCAACUGAAUAUUUGGGAGUCAAAUUGGUAUCGUUUGGAUUUGCUGGCCAAGGUCGUGCUAUCAUGCGAGGUCCAAUGGUUUCUGGGGUCAUCAAUCAACUGCUGACUACUACUGAAUGGGGAGAGUUGGACUACCUUGUUAUUGAUAUGCCUCCUGGAACAGGAGACAUUCAACUUACUUUGUGUCAGGUAGUUCCAUUAACUGCUGCCGUCAUUGUUACCACUCCUCAGAAGCUAGCAUUCAUUGAUGUUGCAAAAGGCGUUCGUAUGUUUUCGAAGCUUAAGGUGCCAUGUGUAGCUGUAGUUGAAAACAUGUGCCAUUUUGAUGCUGAUGGAAAACGCUACUAUCCAUUUGGUAGAGGUUCAGGUUCUCAGGUUGUCCAACAGUUUGGAAUUCCGCAUCUGUUUGAUCUACCUAUAAGACCAACUCUAUCUGCUUCUGGAGAUAGUGGAGUUCCUGAAGUUGCGGCUGAUCCUCAAGGUGAUGUUUCCAAGAUAUUUCAAGAGCUCGGAGUUUGUGUUGUUCAACAGUGCGCCAAAAUUCGGCAACAAGUAUCAACAGCAGUAUCGUAUGAUAAAUCUAUUAAAGCAAUUAGGGUCAAGGUGCCAGACUCGGAUGAAGAAUUUCUUCUGCAUCCUGCAACAGUUAGACGGAAUGAUCGGUCUGCUAAAAGUGUUGAUGAAUGGACUGGAGAACAAACAUUGCAAUACACUGAUGUCCUGGAAGAUAUUGAACCAGAAGAUAUUCGACCAAUGGGGAACUAUGCUGUUUCCAUAACAUGGCCUGAUGGAUUUAGUCAGAUCGCUCCGUAUGAUCAGUUGCAAACUCUAGAGCGGCUAAUCGAUGUUCCUCAACCAACUCCAGCAUAGGUGAUAUGAAUGAUCCUUCUGGUGGUACAUAUGAUACAACUCAGAUUAAACCCUAAGGUAAUACGGCCAUUCGGUUGUCAUCACAUUCACAUCAAUUGAAGCCCCAUGGAGGGGUUGACACCCUAAAAACCACCAGCUCCGCAACGAAAUUCAGUGCACUGCAAGCUAUAGCUGCUACAAGUGUAGAGUUGAGUUUGGUAUUAGUGUGCCUUUCGAGAGAAAACACUUUUUUUCUUUUAUCGUGUUGUACUGCAUUGUAUAGUGGAAAAAAAACAGUUGCCAACCUACAUUUAAAAAAAAAAAAAUCCGUAAAUUUAGAACCCACGUUUGGGUAGGGGUGGAAAUUGGACCAGAUUUGGGAAUACUCAUGGUUAACUGAAGCUGGGAGUUUGGCUAAA